Paramecium octaurelia is the source of this 1297-nucleotide messenger RNA. The record is from the annotation of a GenBank genome assembly. Lineage: Eukaryota; Ciliophora; Oligohymenophorea; Peniculida; Parameciidae.
AUUAUUUUAAAUUUUAAUGACAGAAACAAUUGAAAAUCUACGUGACUUCAAUUAUUACUAACUUUCUAAAGCUGUCAAUAAUACAAUUGUCUUAGCAGAAUAUAUUUGGAUUGAUGGAACAGGUGAAUCUUUAAGAUCAAAAACAAAAGUAAUUCACACGUGUAAAAUUAUUUUAGGUAUAUUAAACCCCAAUCAAAACACUUGAGGAUUUAGAGUGGUGGACUUAUGAUGGAUCAUCUACUGAUUAAGCAGUGACCAGAUUUUCUGAAAUUUAUUUAAAGCCAGUUCGUGUAAUAAAGGAUCCAUUCAGAGGUGAUCCUCAUAUUCUUGUCUUAUGUGAAACAUACCUACCAGAUAAAAAAACACCAGCAAGAUAUAAUUUUAGGUAAUUUCAAAUCUUUUAUUAUUCGUUUAGAUGGAUUGCAAAUUAAAUUAUGGAGAAAGCCAAAGAUCAUAAACCAUGGUUUGGAAUUGAGCAAGAAUAUUUCUUAUUGAAAAGAACAGGAACAACACAUUUAUGGCCUUUAGGAUGGCCAACAGGUGGUUUUCCUUAUCCUUAAGGUAGAUAUUAUUGCUCAAUUGGCGAAAGAAAUAAUUUUGGUCGAGCUUUAGCAGAAGCUCAUUUGAGAGCAUGCUUGAAUGCUGGAAUAAAAAUUGCUGGAUUGAACGCUGAAGUGGCACCAUCAUAGUGGGAAUUUCAAAUAGGAAUUGCAGAAGGUAUUGAAAUUGGUGAUCAUAUGUGGCUUGCAAGAUAUAUUUUGGAAAGAAUAGGAGAAGAAUUUGGAAUUGAUAUUAACUAUGAUCCUAAACCUAUUUUAGGAGAUUGGAAUGGCAGUGGAGCACAUUGCAAUUAUUCUACUCUGACAACUAGAUCUGAAGGAGGAUAUAGAUAUAUUGUAGAUAAAUUAAUGCCUAUUCUUAAAGAAAAUCAUCUUGAAAUGAUUAAGCUUUAUGGCUAAAAGAAUGAGCUUAGACUAACAGGUAGACAUGAAACUGGAAAAUAUGAUUAAUUCUCUUGGGGAGACGGAUCAAGAGGAUGUUCUGUUAGGGUCCCAAUUAUCACUAAAGAAUAAGGAUAAGGGUAUUGUAUAAGUUUAUUGAGUUUAGAUAUUUUGAAGAUAGAAGACCAGCAGCCAAUAUAGAUCCAUAUUUGGUUUCUGCAGCUCUUGUUGAUGUAACUUGUUUAAAUGGUGAACAUCUUAAAUAAUUGAAUUAAAUUUUUGAGGACUCUUUAAAACCACUUGGAUAAUAAAUAUUUUAAUAGUAAAAAGAGUAAUUUUAGCAAUAAACCUAAUGA